ACUCGUGUUACGACAGUAAGUCACCGUUUACGGAUACCAUACGAAUGAAUAGGGAAAGCCGUAAACUGGCACCUACUUAUCGUAAAACUUGUCAGCAUCUUCCAUUUUAAAACAGCAAUCUUAUCGUAGUAAACUCUUUACAUAGUUCAUUUCAAAAGUACUUUUUCGGGUACAACAUAUUUAAUAUUAGCAAACAGGUGGUAACUUCAUAAAUGUAUGUGCUGUUUCUUCACAAAAGUAGUUUAUGCAGCACACUGAAGCAUCUCUUCCGUAGACAUCCAUUCAAAUGGGAGUAUCUCCUCGCCAGUUUACCGCCCAUAGAAUGAAUUUGGGACCGCCGCAUUAUGCAUUGCUAUGCUAGGCCACGCCCAUUAUUUAAUCCCAGAAUGCUCAGCUGGAAGACAUGGACAAAAAUGACAGUGACUUUCAAGGAACUGAUGGUUCAGGAUCUCUUGGAGGUCUUGAUGUUCGCAGGCAGAUCCCAAUCAAGUUACUGUCUAAACAGUCGGUAAGAGGCAAAACAGCUGCCCGACCUCAGAGGCCCAAUAACAGGUUGCCCUCCAAAAGUGAUGAAGAGCAUUUAAGCCAUAACCAGGAAGAAAGGUCUGAGUGCAAAUCUGGAGAUGCUUAUGGAAAUCAACGCAGAUUCCCUCAACCAAUCUUCUGGGAUUAUAAGCUCAAUUUAGUUGGAGAAAAAGAUGACACACCAGUUCAUUUUUGUGACAAGUGUGGCAUGCCCAUUAAGACUUAUGGGCGAAUGAUUCCCUGUAAGCAUGUUUUCUGCCAUGAUUGUGCAGUUCACUAUGAGAAGAAAUGUGACAAGAUGUGCCCUGGUUUCUCCCUCUACAGCUGCACAGAAGCGGUCCAGCGUAUCGAGCAGUGCCAUCGUGGUUCCCUUUACAUGUGCAGCAUUGUGCAAGGCUGCAAACGCACCUAUCUCUCGCAGCGAGACCUACAGGCACACAUCAAACAUCGCCACAUAAGGGCCAGCAAAGCCGGAAGCUCUCGCCCAGAAGCGCCACACCCAUCCCUGGCCUCGGACCCACCAGACCGCUUUCGGUUGCCACCACCACCCCACCUGCCCAAGGGACACCAUCUGAUCCCUCCCCCACUGCAAGGUCAUGACAGUUACAACCAACCUCCCCCAGUCUCACCCUCCUCUUCCGAUCAGGGGCCUUCCCCUCGCUCCCUUCCACAAGAGACCUUCCGGAUUGCUACCUUGACUACACGUAAACACAGCAACCUCAUCACAGUGCCCAUCCAUGAUGACUCUGGGAGCUCCGGCCCCUCCUCCCGUGAGCCACACCCUCAGACUCCUCCUGGCCCACCUCCACACCACCACCCUGGAGACUACUCCAGCCAGUCUGUGGUAUCCCACCCUCAUCACAUAAUGCCUCCGCCACAACAGCCACACUAUGGGCCUCCACCACCCCCACCUCCCCCUCUCAACAUCCCAAUACAGCAUCCGCCCCAGGGCUCAGCUGCACCUCACAUGGUUUAUAACCAAGCACCUCCCAUGUCAUCUGCUCCCCCACCGAUCACCCCUCCACCUGGACACAUCAUUGGCCAUAUGCCACCAUAUAUGAAUCACCCAUCCCCUGGCAUAGUUCCCCAACAUGUGGGUCCACCUGUCAGUGGCCCCCCUCCUCACCACUACAACCCCAACUCAAUGUCCCAGGACCAAGGCACUCUUAGCCCUCCCUUUACCCAACCAGGGGGCAUGAGCCCAGGGAUAUGGCCAAAUCCACGUGGCCCACAUCCACCUAAUAUGCAGGGGCCACCACCACAGGGACAGAUGCCUGGGCCACACCACCCUGACCAGUCACGUUAUAGACCAUAUUACCAGUAGCAUACUGUCUAUGUCAGCUCUGUUAGACAGCAUGAGCUACUUGGUAUAUUAAAGAACUGAAAAGACAUGCAGUUAAAAGGAUAGUUCACACAAAAAUGACAAUUCUGUAAUUGUUUACUCACACACAAGUUGUUCCAAACCGGUAUGACUUUCUUUCUUAAUGGGAUCACAAAAGGAGAUGUAAGGCAGAAUGUUAGCUUCUGUUACCAUAAAAUUAUUUAUUUCAUUUCUUUUUUCUUAUCAGUGUAAGGUGAUUGCAUGGGUUCAGAACAACAUUUUUGGGUGAACUAUCCCUUUAAACUAUUAAUCAUUUUGGUUAAACAGUUGUUGUUCAUAACACAUCAGUUUUUUGAAAGUAUUUUGUACCCAACAAAUGCAAUAAAUGAAACUUGAC
Messenger RNA from Xyrauchen texanus (razorback sucker), 2243 nucleotides. RefSeq names its product E3 ubiquitin-protein ligase Hakai. The record is from RefSeq and is a predicted model, not a curated record. Lineage: Eukaryota; Metazoa; Chordata; Actinopteri; Cypriniformes; Catostomidae. The coding region runs from base 404 to 1849 and encodes 481 amino acids. The transcript is spliced from 6 exons. Gene Ontology annotation, molecular function: ubiquitin protein ligase activity. Gene Ontology annotation, biological process: protein ubiquitination; regulation of cell adhesion.